Sordaria macrospora k-hell is the source of this 240-nucleotide messenger RNA. RefSeq lists its product as uncharacterized. NCBI's taxonomy places the organism in Eukaryota, Fungi, Ascomycota, Sordariomycetes, Sordariales, Sordariaceae. The record is from RefSeq and is a predicted model, not a curated record.
AUGCUUCCCCUCGACAAUAUCUCUCUUCAGAGCCCAUUCACUCCCCGUGUUCAGCAGCUGGAACUGCUACUUCCGAGCGCUGGACCGCUAUACAUCCCAUCCUUUGCAGGUGAAGGCAUCCGGAAGAUCCCAGGACUUCCUGGUAUCCGGUGUUCCACAUGCGCCGCUAACGGCGCGGACGUUUGGGUUAUCCCAGGCCGUGCAUGUGGAUUCUGCCGCACUCCGGCCAUGCGGGAUUGA